Messenger RNA from Equus caballus (horse), 3561 nucleotides. RefSeq names its product gap junction protein beta 5 (gene GJB5). Gene Ontology annotation, molecular function: gap junction channel activity. Gene Ontology annotation, cellular component: connexin complex. Gene Ontology annotation, biological process: cell-cell signaling. The record is from RefSeq and is a predicted model, not a curated record. Lineage: Eukaryota; Metazoa; Chordata; Mammalia; Perissodactyla; Equidae.
AUUUUUUGCGGGUUUGGAAGGUGAUUUUGCUGUUUCACUUGGCCCCCAGGGGUGGCACUGAAGCGGGAGCAAUAGGGAAACUGCCCAGACCUAAAAGUGGCAAAGAUGAGACUCAAAUCCAGGGGCAUGAGAUGCCAGGUGGGUGCGGGGUGUGGGCCCAGAUGCAAGGGGUGAGGGACUCCAGAUGCAGGGGUGUGUGGGCUCCAGAUGUAGGGAUGUUUGGGCUUCAGACACAAGGGUGUGGGCCCAGACACAGGGAUGUGGAGACCAGAUGCAGGGGUAUGGGCUCCAGACGCAGGGAUGUGUGGGUUCCAGGUGUUGAGGUGUAUGGGCUCCAGAUGUAGGGGUGUUUGGGCUUCAGAUGCACGGGUGUGGGCCCAGAUACAGAGAUGUAUCUGGGGCCCAGACGCAGGGGUGUGGACCCAGAUUCCCAGAAGGCUCCGGAUGCAGAGAUGUGGAGGCCCAGAGGCAAGGGUAUCGGGCCCAGAUGCGGGAGAGUGAGGCCCAGAUGCAGGGGUGUGAGAUUCAGAGGGCUACAGAUGCAGAGAUGUGGAGGCCAAGAUGCAGGGGUGUGAGGCUCAGAUGCAGGGGUAUGGGGUCCAAGGGCAGGGGUGGAGGGCCCAGAUGCAGGGGCAUGAGGCCCCGAUCCAGGACUGUGGGCCCAGAUUCAGAGGUAUGGGCUCCAGAUGCAGGGUGUGGGGCUCAGGUGCAGGGGUGUGGGGUCCAGGUGCAGGGGUGUGGGGCCCAGAUGGAAGGUUCCGUACCUUAGGGCACUUCCCUGAAAUGCCUCCCUCAUCAAUCAGGGAGGCACAUGCUCUGGACAGGGCUUGCCCAGUCCCAGCCCCUUCCCGCUAGAGCUCACCCCAAGGUAAUUCUUAUGUCAGUGUGACUCUGGGCCCCAUCUGCGUGCUUGUCCGGGUGGGGAGACCCUGCCCCGCUCCUCUGAUCCUCUCUUUGUCCGUGUAGCCCAGCACAAACACAGCACCUGGCACGCAGCAGUGUCUCAGCCGUGAUUCUUGAAUUUAAAACAAGGGUCGUGGAAAGGCCCGUGCAUGAGGUCUUGAGGUGUUGGGGUUGGGGGGAGGCAGUCAUCCGUGCAGGGGGCGCAGUGGUUGGGGAGGGGCUCAUGUGGGAGUUUGGGGAGUCGGGGGCUGUGCAUGCAGCAGAAAGGAUGGCUCUCCGUGCAACCCCCCAUGCAUUCGGUAUUGGGCUGCAAAGACUGAAAUAGAUUCCGGUAGCAAUAGGAUGGUGGGGAAAUGGGGAGGCUGGACCCAGAAACCUGGUCCAUGGCCUCUUUGCAGUCAUGAGAGCCUGUGCAGCUGGUACUAGACUUAUCAGCUGGUAAUCAAGGCCAAGUUGGUGAGUUCCUGGGGUCGGGGGCUGGUCCACUUUAUAUCAUAACAAGUCUCUAAAAAUGUCUGUUGGUGUGGACUGAUUUGUUCAUUCAACAAACGGGUCCUACUUGGAACAAGCUCAGUUAAGAUCGAAUUUCCCCAUACAGUCUGACGAUGAUGUGGAAGCUUGGCGCCAUGGAAGCCCAGAGAGGGGGGCCCUGAGCCACCUGGAUCAGUGCAGGCAAAAGGUGAGGGAAGGGCAUCCAGGUGGGGGCAAUUGAUGGGGCAAAAGCAUUUGGGCUGGAGAUCAAGUUUGCUAGUCAAGGCAUUUCCAAAGGCGACUAAAGCCGUGAGAACAGAAGGCCAUUGAGGACCUGCGAGAGAGGAGAGUCUGAGAGCAGCUCGCAGAGGCCCAGGAAGUAGCAGUAGGGAAUCUCCUGAGAAGGAUGAGGAGGCAGGACAGGCCGCAGCUCCUCCCACCCCAGCCCAGGGAUGGGGAGACAAGCAGGGGUCAGAGUGGACCUGUUGUUCUCCCCUGAGAGGAUGCCAGGAUUCUGGGCUCAGCAUCCUCGGAGAUGUGGACCCCUAAGUUUCCCGGGCCUCAUCAGAGGCAGUCUGGGGAGGCUGGGGCCCAGCCAAUGGUAGUGCCUGGCACAGCUCCUCCUCCUCCUAGGCCGGUGGCACACCCAGGCUGCCUGCCGACUCCACGGCCUCCGUCCCAGGAAGAGGCUUCCCCAGACACGCUCCCUGGUUCUGGUAUGAGUUCUGGCUGCCUGCUGAGGCUAACUGCUGGUACCCGGAGGGCCCUGAGAAGCAGCCACUCAGAUCACGCAGAGGGUCGAGACAGCGUGGUGACCUGAACCUGGACUGCACUUGGAAGGGCAUCAGGAACCCGUUCUAGCAAAAGGCUGUGUAGAUAGACAUCCUGGCAUCCCGGGGGCCCCGCGGGGUGAGACCGUGGUGUGUGGCUCUCAGCGGACCCCCCAGGAAACAGGCAGAGGGAUUCCAAGCGAGGAAGAGGGCAUCCGUCACUCUGAACAGUAGUCACAUUCCUUAAACGGAGUAGCAGCCGACACCUGGGUCCACUAUGAACUGGGGGAGCUUCGAGGGGCUCCUCAGCGGGGUCAACAAGUACUCCACAGCCUUUGGGCGCAUCUGGCUGUCUCUGGUCUUCAUCUUCCGUGUGCUGGUGUACCUGGUGACGGCUGAGCAUGUGUGGAGUGACGACCACAAGGAUUUCGACUGCAACACCCGCCAGCCGGGCUGUUCCAACGUCUGCUUCGAUGAGUUCUUCCCCGUGUCCCAUGUGCGCCUGUGGGCCCUGCAGCUCAUCCUGGUCACGUGCCCCUCGCUGCUCGUGGUCAUGCACGUGGCUUACCGUGAGGCUCGGGAGAAGAAGCACCGAGAGGCAGUGGGGCAGGAUGGGGGGCGACUCUACCUGAACCCCGGCAAGAAGCAGGGUGGGCUCUGGUGGACGUACGUCUGCAGCCUGGUGUUCAAGGCCAGUGUGGAUGCCACCUUCCUCUACGUGUUCCACUCGUUCUACCCCAAAUACACCCUCCCUCCCGUGGUCAAGUGCCACGCAGCUCCGUGUCCCAAUUCGGUGGACUGCUUCAUCUCCAAGCCCUCGGAGAAGAACAUCUUCACGCUGUUCAUGAUCAUCACGGCCGCCAUCUGCAUCCUGCUCAACCUCGUGGAGCUGGCCUACCUGGUGAGCAAGAGGUGCCGAGAGUGCCUGGCAGCGAGGAAAACCCAGGGCGCAGGCGUGGGCCAUCGCCAGGACUGUGCCACCUCUUUCCGCAAACAGGACGACCUCCUCUCAGACGACCUCAUCUUUCUGGGCUCAGAGGCUCACCCUCCUCUUUUACCCAACCGCCCUCGAGGCCACGUGAAGAAAACCAUCCUGUGAGGGGCGGCCUGCUCAGGCCUGGGUUGGAAGUUCCCAGCAUCUCCCAUAGGUGCAGCACUGGGGCAAGGGAGCAGAGCCAAAAGUGGGGGCGGGCAAGAGGGAGCAUCAGAGGCCCGGGAUCCAGUCCCUCUUCCACAGCCCCUGCCACCUGUCCCAGCUGUGUGGCCUUGGGAAACUGACCUCUCUGCUCUCCACCUCAGUUUCCUUCACAGGGCUGUUGCUGUCGCGGGGGAGGGUUGAUAAGAGGAUGGAUGUGCAUGUGCCUUCAGUGUGUGGGGCCCACAGUCAGGGCUUAAUAAAAUUCAACUCAUCCACUGA